GCUUGAGUUGGUCGCGAAGAUUUUGAAAAUCCCUAAGGAUAAAUAAAGGCUCCCUCAGACUGGAGGAAACAUCACUGCUUCAAUAGAAAUUGGUUCAUAACCGUAAUCACCAUUUAUCAUCAUAACACCAAGGAGACAUUCAUUAUCCAGUUUCAAGCACAACAUGAUACAUUCUUCAGUAGUUGCUUUGUGUGUGUUCUUGCUAGGCGCAGGAGUUUCCGCCACCCUUGAUCCGGCUACUGGGUAUGCUUCUGGAAAGAAACCUACGGACAGCUGGAUAGCAACUGCCUCGGCCACUUCGUCUUCUGAAAUUCAGGCAUCAGAAUGCUCCCAUAAUACUCGGAUGUCCAAUCAGAAGUUUGCUUGGUUCAAAAUCGAUCCAUCCAAAGUUAAUCAAAAUGGUUCCACUUAUGGGACUUGUUACGCAAGUAAUACGGCACCUGAUGAGAGUCAACUUGAAAGUAACAGCGGUUAUGAUGUGUUUUUCUGGCAAAACUCUGGAGGCCAGUCGGGAACAGGCACCGGGCCCAUCAAGGAUCCGAACACUGGAAAAGCUGGAUAUGAAGAUAAUUCUGGGAAGUUCCAUCUCGGAAAUGCCCCUGGUGAUGGCAACACUCAGCAGGAAAGUACCGAAACUGCCACUAGUGCAAAGCCCGACACUCAAUCUGGAAACCCCAACCCAAGUGCCGACAGGUCUUCGGGCACGGGACGAAAGGCGGCUGAAAAGAAUCGUCUUAACGGUACCGGUUUGGCCAAAAUCAGUACGGGUACUGGUGGGGCGGACAGUAACAGCGCUGGCAGCGGCCUUGCUGGCAUGGGGAGCUUCCAACAAUGAUUAGAAUAAAUUGUUUCAGAAUCACACCUGUGAAAUUGUAGCGUCACGUCCUGUUCUCUCAUCUUUGGAAUACAUCUUUAGCAUUGCCGGAAGCAAGGCCUGCAAACCGGUUUUUGAUCUUUUUGGC
This is a messenger RNA of Puccinia graminis f. sp. tritici CRL 75-36-700-3, 962 nucleotides long. RefSeq lists its product as uncharacterized. Lineage: Eukaryota; Fungi; Basidiomycota; Pucciniomycetes; Pucciniales; Pucciniaceae. The record is from RefSeq and is a predicted model, not a curated record. Bases 164 to 835 code for a protein of 223 amino acids. The transcript has 5 exons.